Morus notabilis is the source of this 1476-nucleotide messenger RNA. RefSeq names its product protein LAX PANICLE 2. Bases 1 to 1476 code for a protein of 491 amino acids. The record is from RefSeq and is a predicted model, not a curated record. Lineage: Eukaryota; Viridiplantae; Streptophyta; Magnoliopsida; Rosales; Moraceae. The transcript is spliced from 4 exons. Gene Ontology annotation, biological process: multicellular organism development.
AUGGUUCCUGCUCAAAACCUAUCCAAACAAAAUCAUCUUCUUCAAUAUCACAAAGGUAGUACUAAUAUUGAUAUUACUUCUGCUUUAUGUGAUUAUAAUUAUGGUAGAGGUAAUAUUGACGAGGUGUAUACGACAGAGCGUUGUGGUGGUGAGAGUAUUAUGAGCAGAAAAUCACAAGGGUAUGAGUACUGUAGUACAGAUCAAUCUUCUUGCGUAGUAGGAUCUGAUAUUUUAGUGAUUGGUGAUCAUCAUCUUCAUCAUCAUCAAUAUCCAAUAUUAAUGGCGGAUGAUCAAGAUGAAUCCAGAACUAACAGCCUUAACAACGACGCGCCUUCGAGUAACUCCAACAAGGAAUUAGAAGGCGGUGCCGGUGCCGGUGCCGGUCCCGGUGCUGGUGCUGCUUGUGGUGGUCAAGAUCAAGAGAGAGAUCAUCAUCAUGAUCAUCAUGGUCAUGAUCAUGAUGAUCGCGAAGGCUGGCUCCAAUUGAGUAUAGGCGGCCACACCGGAAAUCUUAGGCAAGAAAACAAGAUUCAUCAUCAUCAUCAUCAUCAUCGUCAUGAUAUUCAGGUACUAGAACCGAUGUCGACGGCGAGAAGAGGAGGCGGGACGGGACUAAACACGAUUGAGCUGGAUCUGUUACCCGGCGGAGGAGGAGGAGGAAUGAGGUCGACGGGUACGACGACGUUUGAAGGGCCUAGUAUUAGUACUACUCAUGAAUAUCAACAUCAAAAUGUAAUCGGAGGGCUUAAUAUUGCUGGUAGAGGUUCAUCAAUGAGCAAUUUUGGGAGUGGUACUAAUUUUAGUACUCCAUCGUUAAUGUAUUUCCAACAGUACUACCCCGGAAGUAGUAGUACCAGUACUUCGGACUUUCCUCAAUAUCACCAAGCCGAUCAUCAGGCCCUUAAUAACUGGGCAUUUAGGCCGUUAAUUCCUCAGCAAUAUCAACAACAACAAUAUGCUUAUGCUUCUUCUUCUUCUUCUUCUUCUUCUUCUUCUUCUACUUCUUCUUCAUUAUUGAUGCCUCAGCUGGGAUCCACCACCACUUCCUAUUUAGCUCGACAAUUUCAGCUCCAGCCUCCGGUGGUUGAUGCCGCCCCUGCCUCCGCGGGGCCCACCGUAGAUUUCAGAGUUGUUAAUCCUCCUCGGAGACCCCAUUCUGGCAUUUGGUUCAUGCUUCAAGCUUCACAAAAUCAAGCCAAGGAACCGAUCUUGCCUCAAAUAUCCAAGAGCUUCCUCAGAAUCAAGGAUGGAAGAAUGACAGUUCGGUUGCUAAUAAAGUAUCUAGUCAAUAAGCUGAGACUGGAUAGCGAAUCAGAGCAGAUAGAGAUAACAUGUAGAGGGCAACAGCUUCUACCAUACUUGACGUUGCAGCAUGUGAGAGAUAACAUAUGGGGUCCAACUUUGACUUUGCUUCCAGACUCCUCUUCCUCUACCACUGAUCAUGUCAUGGUCUUGCACUACUCUAGGAGUGCUUAA